Molecule: messenger RNA, 1537 nt
Organism: Phalaenopsis equestris
Lineage: Eukaryota; Viridiplantae; Streptophyta; Magnoliopsida; Asparagales; Orchidaceae
Product: probable 6-phosphogluconolactonase 1
Exons: 4
Coding region: 354-1169 (271 amino acids)
Biological process (GO): pentose-phosphate shunt; carbohydrate metabolic process
Molecular function (GO): 6-phosphogluconolactonase activity
Source: RefSeq, a predicted model, not a curated record
CACUUGGGAAAAUUUUAUUGGUACAGCUGUUAAUGAAGUUUUACUCUGCGAAGAACGCCUAGCCGUGUGUUUUCUUGAAGUCUGGAAAAAGAAAUAAUUUCUGCGAACUUGUCCUAUAUAGUUGGCGAGGUGCAUCGACGAAGGCCUGAAAGAGUCUGAGGAAGGAAGAUAUGGGAAUUACGGAAAAAUCACUUUUUUAAAGAUUUGGAGAAUGGUUAGUGGGAUAAAGGAGGAAGCUUGGAACGAUUUUUAGUAGUGGAUGCGUUGAAUGCAUGUAUAGGUAGAGCUGGGCAACAGAUUAUACUUCCUUGAUUGUGGGAGUCUCGUUAAGUGAACUAUCGAGGUUUUGUAAAAUGGCCGCUUCCGGUUAUGCGAAGAACAACAGCGAGCUUAGAGUUUUUGGAAGUUUGGAUGAUCUGGCUACUGAUUUGGCUGAGUAUAUUGCUCAGUUAUCAGAGAUGUCUGUCAAGGAGAGGGGAUUUUUCACUAUUGCUUUAACUGGUGGAUCACUAAUCUAUCUGAUGAGAAAGCUUUCUGAAGCACCUUAUAACAAGACCGUCGACUGGGCGAAAUGGUACGUUUUUUGGGCUGACGAGCGGGCGGUGGCAAAGAAUCAUGUUGAUAGCAACUACAAGCUUACAAAGGAUGGGUUCCUUUCUAAGGUUUCCAUCCUUAAUAGCCAUAUCUACUCCAUCAAUGACAAUUUGACUGUAGAAGAAGCGGCCGGCGAAUAUGAAUUCACAAUCCGACAGCUAGUCAAGCUGCGCAUAAUCGAUGUCUCCGAGCACAACGACUGCCCCAAAUUCGACCUCAUCCUCCUUGAAUUGGGUUCCGAUGGCCACAUAGCAUCUCUAUUCCCUCACCAAAAAACUCUCGAGCACAAGAUGGACUGGGUCACCUACAUCACCAACUCACCCGAGUCCCCGCCAGAAAGGAUAACUUUUUCGAUUCCGGUGAUCAACUCGGCAUCAAACGUCGCCAUUUUGGCAACUGGUGAUGGCAAGGCCAUGGCUCUGCAGCUCGUUGUCGAUCGCAGUUCUAGUUUUGAUGCCUUCUCGCUGCCCGCAAGGUUGGUGAACCCAACCGAAGGGAAGCUAUUGUGGUUCGUGGACAAAGCGGCAGCCUCAUUCAUCGACUCGUCUGAUGAAAGCGAGCAUUUUGAAAUUUAGCAGCUAUAUGUGUAUUUGCUGUAUGUAGAUGAGUACAGUGGGUUUGAUUAGUUACUUCUUUUGUUUAGGCCCUCUUUGAGAUAUUCUGAAGGAAGGUGUGCUUAUGAGGUGAGGGUAAAUCAGCAGAUGAGGAGGAUUAAUAAGCAUAGAGCAACAUUUUGGAUGGAGGGAAGUAAUCUGUGAGAGACAUUGCUUUUAUUUUAAUUAGUAGAAGAAAAUUGAAGUUUCAGAGUUCAGAAUUUCAGUUUGUCUUCUGUCUGAUAAUGUAGUUUUUUGUCUGAAUUUUGAUUUAUGCAUAGUUAUAAAAAUAACAUCAAAAUAUUUGUAUUUAUAAUGGCGCGACUGAAAUUGUAGAUGAGUUGGUUAUU